This is a messenger RNA of Bombina bombina (fire-bellied toad), 1157 nucleotides long. RefSeq names its product speriolin-like protein. Bases 1 to 1065 code for a protein of 354 amino acids. Lineage: Eukaryota; Metazoa; Chordata; Amphibia; Anura; Bombinatoridae. The record is from RefSeq and is a predicted model, not a curated record. The transcript has 5 exons.
AUGAAUCUGCUGCAUAGUCAAGAAUUGGAAUCCUUGAGAAAAGAGAAUGUGCGUCUGCUGAAUGAGAAUGGAGAGCUGCGUAAGAUGGUGGUAUUGAUGCAAGAAAAUUUAGAGUUGCGCUGCACACUAAGGGACCAUGAAAGUCGUGUGCGAACACUCUCUCCACCAGCAGCAGGAUACAAGGACGACAAAGACAAAGGUAGACUGAGUUUGGUAGGAAUAAGUUUGAAUGUGAAAGAACCAUUGUCAGAAGCAGCAAGCAGUGGUGGUCAGAUCAGUGUGGAGUUUCUUGCCUUUGGAAACAGUUUCAAAGACAGGAGCAUGGAUGUGCAUAGUCAUGAUGUGGAAGCCUUAAGGAAGGCCAAUGCACACCUGGUGACUGAAAAUGGAGAACUGCGAAACAUGGUGGGGUUAAUGCAAGAAAACAUACAGCUGCAUUGCACACUGAGAGACCAGGAAAGUCACAUGAGCACACUCUCUGCUCCACAAACAGGAUUUAAAAACCUUAAAGAUAAGGGUCUGAUCGAUCAAGAAAGUAAGGACAAGAAAGACGAUCUCACAGAAAAGCCUCACAUUCCCCAACAGGAAGACAAUGAACACCUUCAACAUUGCCAUCAGGUUCUAGGUGAAAUUGCUUUCCAGCUAGACCGGCGGAUACUCUCGUACAUCUUCCUGGAACAGAGCCGUAUUUAUGGAUUCACUGUGUCCAAUGCUCUGGAAAAGAUUAUGCAGGCAUCUACAUGUCCUCUGACUAACAAUGUAAAUGAAGUACAAAGAGCUGAGAUGAUGGCACGCUACACAGACAUUAUGAAUCGCCUCAAGAAGCUUGGCUAUGACACUCGAGUACACCCUAUGGUCAGUGAGCACCUGGUAAACUCCUACGGAAUCCUGAAAAAACAUCCAGAACCUUUGACAAAAGAAUGGGAAUCUUAUAAUGAUCCAGAAGUUCUGUACAAGAUAGCAACUGAUGCUGCACCUUCUGACUCAGUGAAACAUGUGCAGGUCCUCCUCAACUGUCUGGUUAAUCUGGCCAAGGAGGAUGGAAAGAGUUUAUUUAUCUGGUAGAGAGAGACAUACAAUGCCUACCCUCUUUCUCUAACCCUACCCCCUCAUUCUCAACUUGGACAUUAACCAUUAAAGGAUUGUUGAGCACUAAA